AUGGACGCUGUUACGUGGCGUUUUUUCGUAGAAAAUUUGUUAAAAUAUGAAGUUGAUGGACCCGCUGUCCUCCUUCUUGACAACUUUGAGUGUCAUGUGUCGGAAGAGGGGCAGCGGGUCGUUGCCGAAGUUGCUAAUGCUACUGUGGUCCCUCUACCCGCAAACAGCACGGCUGCUUGCCAGCCGCUGGAUGUCGGUGUAAUGGGGCCACUAAAGGCAAAGUUGCGCUCGAACUGGUCUGGCAUCACGGGUGGCAGUGCUAAGGAAAAGCGGCUCCGUGCCGUUCGCGCUACGAUUGCUGCUUGGGAUGCCAUCCCCGAAAGCACUGUAAUUAGGAGCUUUAAGACAGCUAUUCCUCAUUAUCCUGAGAUUAGCAUUUGA
Messenger RNA from Phytophthora sojae, 381 nucleotides. RefSeq lists its product as hypothetical. The record is from RefSeq and is a predicted model, not a curated record. The coding region runs from base 1 to 381 and encodes 126 amino acids. The transcript has a single exon. NCBI's taxonomy places the organism in Eukaryota, Oomycota, Peronosporomycetes, Peronosporales, Peronosporaceae. Gene Ontology annotation, molecular function: nucleic acid binding.